AUGGUGGCUCCAGUGACUGCUCCACCGACUGAGCAAGAGACUGAGCUGUAUUGCUCAACAACAAUAUCAUAUCUCUACCGGAGAAGGAACGAAGACUUCGACAAGAAUUCACCUAAAUUGGUUCCUUCUCCGGAAGCUGCUUUUUCUUCUAAUACUUCCAAAGAAGCUACUGAUCUUCUUACAUGGAAGGACAGCCUUCAAAAUGACUCCCAAUCUCACUUAUCAUCAUGGAAUCCUUCAGUUUCUUCUUCCAAUCUAAACCCAAGUAGGAAUCCAUGCAAUAAUUGGCUUGGUAUUUCAUGCAACCCUGCUGGAAGCGUCGUCAAAAUAGACCUUGGCAACUCUAGCUUACAAGAGCUAACUUCAGGUGAUAUCGUAGCUGUGAAGACAUUCAAUCGACCACUGCAUGAUGCUGGUGAGAACAGAUUUCAAAAGGAGUUCUUGAAUGAGAUAAGGGCAUUGAUAGACAUACGACAUCGAAACAUUGUUAAACUUUAUGGCUUUUGUUCCCAUGUGCAACAUUCCUUUUUGGUCUAUCAGUAUCUAGAGAGGGGUAGCUUGUCCCUAAUCUUGGGCAAUGAAGAUACUGCUAAAGUAUUGGGCUGGAGUAAGAGAUUGAAUAUUGUUAAAGGUGUAGCAUAUGCCUUGUCUUACAUGCACCACGAUUGCUCCCCUCUGAUUAUUCAUCAUGACAUAACAAGUAGCAACAUCUUGCUGGAUUCUCAAUUUGAGGCUCAUGUUUCAGACUUUGGGACUGCUAAGCUUUUGGAGCUAGACUCAUCCAAUUGGACUUCCCUUGCAGGCACUUAUGGAUAUAUUGCACCAGUUUAUAAAUUAUUUCAUUGUCCUAUCAAAGAAAAGCAAGCAUAUGUGUUGAUUUUUUUCCAUCUUUCCUCGAUUUAUUUUCUUUGCAGAGCUUGCUUAUACAAUGAAGGUAACCGAGAAAUGUGA
Messenger RNA from Juglans microcarpa x Juglans regia, 951 nucleotides. RefSeq names its product probable leucine-rich repeat receptor-like protein kinase At1g35710. Gene Ontology annotation, molecular function: ATP binding; protein kinase activity. NCBI's taxonomy places the organism in Eukaryota, Viridiplantae, Streptophyta, Magnoliopsida, Fagales, Juglandaceae. Gene Ontology annotation, biological process: protein phosphorylation. Bases 1 to 951 code for a protein of 316 amino acids. The record is from RefSeq and is a predicted model, not a curated record. The transcript is spliced from 3 exons.